Molecule: messenger RNA, 1953 nt
Organism: Rotaria socialis
Lineage: Eukaryota; Metazoa; Rotifera; Eurotatoria; Philodinida; Philodinidae
Source: the annotation of a GenBank genome assembly
AUGUUUGCAAAUGACGAUGACGAUGAUGAAUAUAAUGAAAGCUAUGAUGAAGAUCAACCACAAGGUUAUCAAGCAUUAUUAGAUCCAGAUGAUGAAGGAACUUUCACAAUGGAAGAAGAAGAGGAAGAAGAAGAAGAGGAGGAGAAAGAUCAUAAUAAUCAUGAAGAAAUCGAACCUGCUGAAGAAGACGAAGACGAAGCGGAAGUACUUAAAGAUGAUGGUCAAAUAAAACCAUUUUCUUGUAAAUUAUGUUCAGUAUCCUUCAGUAAAUUCGAAGCAUAUCGUGAACAUUUUGUGUCUACAGAACAUCGAUAUAAACGACGUGAUGAAAAAAAACGUCUUGGUGAAGGAUGUGCGAUUGAAACAUCAUCAGUGGAAAUAUUUGUUAAUCUAUUACUUUACAAUAGAAUACCAUUUGAAAGUAUUCCCAUUGACAUUCAAUCUGUUGAUUUCAGUGUAAGCGGCUCAUUAGAAUAUAAUAAUACUAAAUAUGAACAUCAACAUGCACCAUCACUCAAUGAUUUGUAUCAAAUACUUGUGCAUAAAUUUAAUCAAGACAAUGAAAAACAUCAAUUAAAAAUGCCACCACAAAGUUUUUUUGUUGCGCGAGAAAUCAAUCGAAAAGAAGUCGAUCAUGUUUGGACUGUACCACGCUAUUGUGAUGACACAGGAAAAUCCAAUGAGCAAAUUGUUAAAGAAGUCCUUGAUUACUGUGUAUACACAAGUGUUGAACCAGAACGCGAACGUAUAAUAGCACAUUCUAUUCAAACAUGGCGUAUGUUUCAUCGUCAAGAAAAUAAACCGGGUUUUUGGUGUGAUAUUUGUAAACAAUGUUUUCGAAAACGAAAAGCAAUUCUUUGUCAUUUUGAAUCAAGUGAAAAACAUGAGAAUAAUUUAAAGCGUCUUCCACCGUAUCGACGAGCUGUUCAACAUAGUUUAUUUACUGGUCGUUUAUUAAAUGAAUUUAUUCCAUUGGAUAAAGUGGAUUAUUACCGAACACGAGUUAAUGCCUAUCGACUUCCACCAUCUAAUAAAACUAUUAAAAAUGCGUAUUAUUGCACGUUUUGUAAAAAAUCAUUCGAAUCAGCUUAUACACUAGAAAAACAUCUUGGUUGGAAAGGCCAUCGUGAUUUAUUACGAAAACGUCGACAACGCGAAGUUGAUAAUAUACCACGUCUUGUGACUUAUUUAAAUUUUAAUCAAUUAAGUCAUGAACAACGUAAUGGUGGUAUUCAACAGAUGGCUAAAACACCUGAUGAAUAUCGAUUAAAAUAUAAUCUUGAGCCUGUAACAAUGGAGGGCCUUCAAGAUGAUAUUAAACGUUUUGAUACACAACUUGCACAACAAGUUAUGCAUAAUGUUCAUAAUCAACAAGGCAAUAAUAAUAAUAAUAAUAAUAACAAUAAUCGAUUCAAUCAUGGUAAUGGUAAUGAUAGAGGCCGAGGACGCGGACGCGGUCGUGGUCGUGGUCGUGGAGGACAACCAUUUCGCGGUCAAAAUUUUAGACCACGAGGUCACUUCCAUCAACAAAAUGGACAACAUUUCCAUUCAGAACAAUAUCAUCAAUCAUCAAACUAUCAGCCAUCGAAUUAUCAACCACGCUUAUUUAAUAAUAAUAAUAUUAAUAAUAAUCCUACAAAUCAAUUCUAUGCACAAAAUAAUUUCCAUCUACCAACAACGUUUCGGCCAUACAACCCAAAUUUUGUUAACAGUAAUAACAAACGGCCUUAUCAACAAAAUAAUAAUAAUAACAACAACAAUUAUUAUAAUCAACGGCAAUCAUGGCCAAAUAAGAAACCUCGCUAUGAUAAUCCAGCGCCAUAUCAACAACAACAACAACAACAGCUACCACCGCCGCCGCCACCACCACCAUUACCAUCAUCAUCAAAUCGGAUUGAUUAUCGUUAUAUCGCAAAUCAAAAUACUUAUCAGCAACAACAAAAUUUUCAUUAA